GUAGAGAGCCUCAUCAAGCGACAUGAAGCCUUCCAGAAGUCAGCAGUGGCCUGGGAGGAACGUUUUAGUGCACUGGAGAAGCUGACUGCGCUGGAAGAGCGGGAGAAGGAGCGGAAGAGAAAAAGGGAGGAGGAGGAACGGAGGAAACAGCCCUCUACUCCAGAGCCCAUGGCUGGUCGGCCUGAAGGGAGUCUGGUAGAUGGCCAGACAGCUCCUGACACUGCCUGGGAUGGAACCCAGUCACAACUGCCACCAUCCACACAAGCACCCAGUAUUAACGGGGUCUGCACAGACACAGAGUCUUCACAGCCCCUGUUCGAACAGCAAAGACUUGAACAGAGCAGUGUCUCAGAAGGGCCUGUGAGUCUCUCUGGAGGGGUGGAUUUGGUACAUUGUGAAGCUCACAGGUGCCAGUAACUCAAGCUCCAGGGGAUCUGUCACCCUCUUCUGGUCUCUGUGGGCACGGUUU
Peromyscus leucopus (white-footed mouse) is the source of this 469-nucleotide messenger RNA. RefSeq names its product spectrin beta chain, non-erythrocytic 2-like. The transcript is spliced from 4 exons. The record is from RefSeq and is a predicted model, not a curated record. Lineage: Eukaryota; Metazoa; Chordata; Mammalia; Rodentia; Cricetidae. Bases 169 to 417 code for a protein of 82 amino acids.